Messenger RNA from Arachis stenosperma, 993 nucleotides. RefSeq lists its product as uncharacterized. The record is from RefSeq and is a predicted model, not a curated record. Lineage: Eukaryota; Viridiplantae; Streptophyta; Magnoliopsida; Fabales; Fabaceae. Bases 85 to 351 code for a protein of 88 amino acids. The transcript is spliced from 2 exons.
AUUACCAGUCAUUAAUUAGUCACACAUACUCUCUCACACACACUCACAGUCAGAGAGAGAGAGAGAGAGAGAGAGAGAGAGAGAAUGUGUCCUUUGAGGGUGAUUCUGAUAUUCUUAUCCGCCACUCUUGCCGGCUUCUUCCUCCUCAGAAACAUUAGAUCUCAGCCUUCACAAUUGGACAAUCAUGAUGAUGAUGAUGAUGAUUCAACACAAAAUUUACACUCUUCUAACUCUUCUUCUUCCAAGAUUGGAAGCGCUAUAAAUUCAGGGUUCUGGACUUUGGUUGACAUGGCUAGUGGUCGUUACCUUUGGAAGCACAGGCACUUGGUCUCUUCAACUCAAUCCUCCUGAUGCCUCUUAUGUUCUUCACCUUCAUUUGGAUUUGUAUGUAAUAGGGUUCUGCUCUAAAUUGGUCCUUAUUGUUAACAAUUUCAUAUCAAGUUGUAUAUGCUAUAUGAAUGGUCUGAUUUGAUGCCUUAAUCAUAUCCAAUGAAAUUGUUUCCAGUAAAUUGGUUAAGGAAUUAAGUUAUGGUGUGUUUGUGAGUUGAAAUUUUGAAGAAGAAUGGAGACAAGAAAAGUGUUCAAUUUAAAGAGUAAAGUUAUAAAAUACUCAGCAUUACUGUUUUAUAAAUAGAUAAGAAAAGUGUCCAAUUUGAUUGGUUUGUGAAAGGUGUGAUAUUGAAUUAUAUAGUCUAGAUUAUAUGAAUAUGAAUAGGGUUUAAGAUUUUAGUGUGGCUUGUGAUGGUAAAUUAGGUAUUUAUUAUUUUUGUUCAUGAUGGUACUGUAGCAGUGCAGAGUUAGGGGAGAACAACUUGGUUUUCCAAACAUAACUUUCAAAUGAGAUAUUGAUAAGUCCAAAAAAAAAAAUGAGAUAUUGAUAAGCAAAGCAUGUAAAGAACUAAAGAUCAUCAUCAAAAACUUGGUCAAAUUGUUUUUGAUAAAUGACAAUUUCUUUUCCCGAAUUAGAAGCAGGUACUAAAAAUCUCUUUGGAA